Morus notabilis is the source of this 844-nucleotide messenger RNA. Its product is annotated as nascent polypeptide-associated complex subunit alpha-like protein 1. NCBI's taxonomy places the organism in Eukaryota, Viridiplantae, Streptophyta, Magnoliopsida, Rosales, Moraceae. Gene Ontology annotation, cellular component: cytoplasm; nascent polypeptide-associated complex. Gene Ontology annotation, biological process: protein targeting to membrane. The coding region runs from base 70 to 681 and encodes 203 amino acids. The record is from RefSeq and is a predicted model, not a curated record. The transcript has 4 exons.
UGCAGACUAGCUUACCCUUGUCUAUUUCACUCUUCUCUUCGACUUUGGCUGAAACCUAAAAACCAAAUCAUGACUGCUCAGACCCAGGAAGAGCUUCUCGCUGCUCAUCUCGAACAGGAAAAGAUUGAUCCUGAUCAGCCUACGGUUGAAGAUGAAGAGGACGAUGAUGAGGAGGAUGAUGAGGAGGAUGACAAGGAUGAUGAUGAAGUUGAAGGGCAACAUGAUGGAGAUGCAACUGGUAGGUCAAAGCAGAGUAGAAGUGAAAAGAAGAGUCGGAAAGCAAUGCUAAAGCUUGGAAUGAAGCCUAUUCCCGGUGUUAGCAGGGUGACUGUCAAAAAGAGCAAGAAUAUCUUGUUUGUCAUCUCAAAACCAGAUGUUUUCAAGAGUCCAACCUCAGAUACAUAUGUCAUUUUCGGGGAGGCUAAGAUCGAGGACUUGAGCUCACAACUCCAGACACAGGCUGCAGAGCAGUUCAAGGCUCCUGAUCUCAGCCACGUGAUCUCUAAACCUGAGUCCUCGGCCAUGGCCCAGGAUGACGAAGAUGUAGAUGAGACUGGAGUGGAACCAAAGGAUAUCGAGUUGGUCAUGACACAAGCUGGAGUAUCAAGGUCAAAGGCUGUGAAAGCACUGAAGGCUGCAGAUGGAGACAUUGUUUCUGCCAUUAUGGAGCUUACCAACUAAGAAGAGUUGGAUUGUUAUGGUUCCUGGAUAGGUGUGCUUUUAAACUUGAGAUGUUUUCAAAUGCUAGCCCCUUUUUGUUCUUUUUCUAAUUCGUCCUUGUCGAAUGAGUUGAAACUAAUAUAUGCCUACAUGGAUAAAAACAGAGCCUUCUUUGCCCUCUUGA